Clonostachys solani is the source of this 408-nucleotide messenger RNA. The record is from the annotation of a GenBank genome assembly. Lineage: Eukaryota; Fungi; Ascomycota; Sordariomycetes; Hypocreales; Bionectriaceae.
AUGAUCGAAGAAGCUGGCACCGCUAGCACAAAGUUUUGCGAGGGCAUCGCCCUGGCUCUCAGCUCGUUGUUGUUAUUACAGCUGUUCCGGGCAACUCGCCAGCUCAAAGGCCACAGCACUCGAGAACAUUGUAUCGCUUUAGAAACAACUCAACGCAUGGUAUUGGACAUGAACAGAACCGCAAGUUACAUCUUACAGACGAACGAUGCUUCCACAAUGUCUCUCGUCGGCAUUUGUUGUGUUUGCUCUGCAGCGAUGCUUCUUGCGUUAUCCUCUCAAAGACAUCAGCAGAUAAGCCUUACGGAUUCCGAUGUAGCCACUAUUCGAUUCAAUUUGAAAGCUUUAAAAACACGGUGGGGAAUAGGAGGUACUCUCUCGAUGAAGACCUUGUUGGAGAUUUGCAACUAA